This is a messenger RNA of Daldinia loculata, 1103 nucleotides long. Its product is annotated as glycoside hydrolase family 62 protein. The record is from RefSeq and is a predicted model, not a curated record. Gene Ontology annotation, biological process: L-arabinose metabolic process. The transcript is spliced from 2 exons. Bases 144 to 1103 code for a protein of 319 amino acids. Lineage: Eukaryota; Fungi; Ascomycota; Sordariomycetes; Xylariales; Hypoxylaceae. Gene Ontology annotation, molecular function: alpha-L-arabinofuranosidase activity.
CUUAGAUCCAGUACGUGACUGAAAAUACCUACCUGCUAUGUGAACAGAUAUACAAAUUUGACGAUCCUCCUCCUUAAUUCUCCUUUAGAUCCAACCGUCGAGCUUCUCAUUUUGGCUUUCAACUAUAAGAGGAUAUCAUCAGGAUGAGAUUCCUGAAUACUAAUAUGGGCUUGGUGUCAACCGGCAUCCUAUGGCUCGCCUCGACAGCAGCCGUCAUAGCGCAGACAUGCGAUCUUCCGUCAACUUAUCGCUGGGCAUCUACAGGCGCACUGGCAACACCGAAGUCUGGUUGGGUCUCGCUUAAAGACUUCACUAACGUCGUCUACAAGGGCCAACAUCUUGUGUAUGGGACAACUCAUAACACGGGGUCGGGCUGGGGCUCAAUGACCUUCAGCCUCUUUUCAAACUGGUCUGACAUGGCCACGGCCAGCCAAAAUACGAUGAGUGCAGGCACAGUAGCACCCACAUUAUUCUACUUCAAACCGAAGGACAUCUGGGUGCUUGCCUACCAAUGGGGACCGACGGCAUUCUCCUACCGAACGUCAACCGAUCCUACCAACGCAAAUGGGUGGUCAUCGACGCAGACACUUUUCUCCGGAACCAUCUCGGGCUCUGGUACCGGCUGUAUUGAUCAAACAGUCAUCGGUGACGACACAAAUAUUUACUUGUUCUUUACCGGAGAUAAUGGCAAGGUCUAUCGGGCUAGCAUGUCCAUUGACAAGUUUCCCGGCAGUUUCGGCACAUCGUCAACGGUGGUCCUAAGCGACACAACCAAUAAUCUCUUUGAAGCCGUCCAGGUCUACACUAUUCAGGGUCAGAAAAAGUACCUCAUGAUCGUCGAGGCGAUCGGGUCAAACGGGCGAUACUUUAGAUCAUUUACGGCCGACAGUUUGGACGGUUCCUGGAAACCGCAGGCCGCAACCGAGAGCAACCCAUUUGCUGGCAAGGCCAACAGUGGUGCUACUUGGACCAACGACAUUAGUCACGACUAUGACAUUGACCCAUGUAACCUAGAGUUGCUUUAUCAAGGCCGAGAUAAGAAUUCCGGUGGUGACUAUGGUUUAUUGCCUUACCGUCCCGGUGUUCUGACACUGCAGCGUUAG